Molecule: messenger RNA, 2210 nt
Organism: Prorocentrum cordatum
Lineage: Eukaryota; Dinophyceae; Prorocentrales; Prorocentraceae
Source: the annotation of a GenBank genome assembly
CUUCGAAGUGAGGGUUUUGGAAGGGCGCCGAUCGCAGAUCGCAGUCAGGACUGCGACCUUUGCCCACCGCCAGUGAAAGCGGUCCACGCUCUCCAGGAGGGGAAGGGCAAGGAGGUAAACGGAGGGACGAGAGGGGAACGCGCUUGCCAGUCGGCGGGAUGGCGUUCGUGGUGAUGGCUCGAGCAGAGCAAGCGUUUGAACACUCGUCUGCGCCAGCAUCGAUUAAUACAGUCAGGAUGAAGAGGAUGAUCCCCGAGAGAGAAGAGCUACUGCACAAGCAAAAAGGAACACUUGCACCAACUGCUGCGUGGGGUCUAGGAGGAGAAGGAGAAGGAGGAGGAGGAGAGGAGGAGGAAGAGGAGGAAGGAGGAGGAGGAAGGACCACCGUCCGCGGGCACGGCCCGGCUGCUCGAACAGGCAGCGCCGAGGCGUCGGGACCCGAGAAAGGGAGCGCGGUCGUGGCCAGGUCCAGACAGGAGUGCGGACCAGGACAAGAAGGAUCCCAGACUGCGGCAUUUGCCGAGGUUCCCGUCUCGUCUCAGACCGCGACACGUUAGUAGAGUGAUAAGCGGCAAGAAUGCGGACGACAAAAUGGGCGAAGACCCGGUCCACAAGUGCGCAAGAUUUGUGAACUCGUGGCCGAGAUUCCCAUCUCGUCUAAGACCGCGCCUCCUCUGCAGAGUGAUAGGUGGCAAAAAUGCGGACGACAGAAUGGACGAAGACACCGGUCUCCACGAGUGCGCAAGAUUUGCGAACUCGUGGCCGAGAUUUCCGUCUCGUCUAAGACCGCGCCACCUCUGCAAAAUUAGAGUUAGCAAAAGUGUGGAUGACAACAUGGAUGCAGACACUGGUUACCAGUCUCCACGAGUGCGCAAUAUCUGUGAACCGCUACGGCGCCUUGCAAUAGCUGCGUAGCGAAUAUCUUCGGCCAGCACGGCGCUGGCAAAUCUCGGUGGUUUACCACAUGAGGUAGACAUACCAUGAAAUGGCAGGCUAGAAAAAGCUUGUCACAGAAGGGAUGAGGAUGAAAAUGAAGGUAGCGAGGACCUUCGAGAAGGCUGGUAACGUUAGGGAUUGGGAGGAGGAUGUUGACGAAGGGUGUCGGCUCUCCAAGCCACGAAUUAGGUGCAGAGCUGUCUGUCUUCCAGCAGCUAAAGAUAAGCGCUAGGAAGGCAGGCUGGCUGGUGCAAGUUGUGGUCGUCGAGUGGCCAGCGCUGGUUUGAAGCCAGCUGCUGCCCUAGCAGGUUCCAAUGCUCUCAAGGGGUGGGGGGAGCGAUGGUGAUGACAAAAGGGGGGGGCGGCGGGGAGCGGAGAAAACCUUUGCGAAAGGAGUGGCAAUGGGGGAUCAGAGAAAGGACAGCGAGGCGACUGGACCCAGCAAAACACGCACGCCGGCCCCUGCCUGGGCCUCGCGAGCCGGCACCCGCGAGGGAAGCGCCCACGAGCAUCGGAGGUGGGGAGCCGCCCGACCUGGGUGCGCCAUCAAGCGCUGUGCAGUCGGGGGGCCCCGACUGUACCUGGGUCGCGGCAAAAAGGGCGCCGUUGGGCCCAGGACCUAGCCCAGCCGGGCCACCGGCGGCGCCGAAGACCAGCGGCGGCAGCAGCCGAUCCAGCCCUCCUCCUCCCCCGCCACGGAGAAGUGGAGGAAGGAGCGCUUGACGGUGGCCUUCAGCGACGGCAGCUCCCGCCCUCGGAGCGCGGGUACCUCCCGCAGACGUGGGGCCGGGACGGCGGUCACGAAACGGCCGUCGAGGGCCCACGGGAACAAGCAAGGUGCGCGUUGCUGCCGCUCGCCCUGCGCGGCCCUCGGCGGGUCGCACUCCCGCGCGUGUUCCUCGAGGUCGCACCGCGAACCGUGCUCGUCGUGCUCCGCCUCGCUGCAUUUCCAAGGCAGCAGCUUGCCCGGGGCGUGGGCGAACUUGCAGGCGUCGCCCUGCCUGCACUUCCCGGUCUUCAUGAAACUCUUGCACGGCUGAGUGUAGGAGAAGUCCGGAGCUGUGCGCACGUCGUCGCUCCCGUGCGCAAAGCUGCAAUCUUCCCCUCGGGCGCAGUACCCGUUCGCAUAGUACAUGCACAAGCGCGUCUUGUGCAAGAAACGAGCCGUCAUGAGAAGAUUGCCUCUGCGGGAACCCGCGCGCGCCAUGUUGGGAGUGUGCACGCGGUCUUGGUGCCAGUGCAGCAGUCCCUGAUUGCAAUCUGCUCGGCAAUGC